AGUAGUAUCGAUCAACGACAUAGAGGAGGACGAGCGUAAGUUAGUGAAAAGCCUUGCGAAGUAGGGGAUCAUUAAGCUAUUUUAUGGGGUCCGUACAGAAAGAUGGGAAGUUUCCGACAACGCGACGGAACUAGAAAGAAAUGAGUCGAGGACUUCCUGAUAGAGAGAAAGAGGGUUUUAGAUCUUUCUCUUUCUCUCUUUCAUUAUCACUUUCCAUCUGAACAAAUCACAGCAAAAGAAUCGAUUAAAACGUUGCGUUGCAGAGUCAAAAGCUGUUCGCUUUUUUUAUUUUUUAUUUUAAAUUUUUUUUCUCGAAGGCGGAUUCUUGCUCUUCUUUUUGGCGGGAAUUCGAAUUCUCUCAAUCUUUCCAUUUUUUAUCAUCAAGACAAAAAUAUUUGGAGCGUUGAUUGAUGUGAUCAAAGAGAGAGAGAUGGGAUUGUCGGACAAUUCGAAGGGAGUGAUAUUAGCAGUGGCGUCAAGCGCGUUUAUCGGGUCAAGUUUUAUUCUGAAGAAGAAAGGACUCAAGCGUGCUGGUGCUACGGGUACUCGCGCAGGAGUUGGAGGUUAUACCUACUUAUUAGAGCCACUUUGGUGGGCGGGCAUGAUAACAAUGAUUAUUGGAGAGGUUGCAAAUUUUGUGGCUUAUGUAUAUGCUCCUGCUGUUCUAGUUACCCCACUUGGUGCACUAAGUAUAAUUGUGAGUGCUUUUCUGGCACACUUUAUGUUGAAGGAACGAGUUCAGAAAAUGGGUAUUGUAGGAUGUGUCUCCUGCAUUGUAGGUUCAGUGGUGAUUGUAAUCCAUGCACCACAGGAGCAUACUCCAAGUUCUGUACUAGAAAUUUGGACUCUAGCAACACAACCAGCUUUUCUUAUUUAUGUAGCAGCUACACUUUCAACAGUUUUAGCUUUGGUUUUGCACUUUGAACCUCAUUAUGGGCAGACAAAUUUACUUGUGUAUUUGGGAAUAUGUUCCUUAAUGGGUUCUCUUACGGUUGUAAGCAUCAAAGCUAUCGGGAUUGCCAUAAAGCUUACAUUGGAUGGGAUAAGUCAAUUAGCUUAUCCUCAAACUUGGUUUUUUAUUACAGUUGCUGCAAUUUGUGUUAUUACACAAUUAAAUUACCUCAAUAAGGCCUUGGAUACAUUCAAUGCUGCAAUUGUUUCUCCUGUAUAUUAUGUUAUGUUCACAACUUUGACCAUUAUUGCUAGUGUAAUAAUGUUUAAGGACUGGUCUGGCCAAAACGUGAGCAGUAUUGCUUCUGAGAUAUGUGGAUUCAUUACUGUGCUCUCUGGAACAAUCAUACUUCAUGCUACAAGAGAACAGGAACCACCUCCUCCAGUAGGAACUGUAACAUGGUAUGUUAGUGGUGAUUCUGUAAAGAGUCCUGAGGAUGAACAUCUAAUCACUCUACGAAGUUUGGAGUAUUACGAGCCAUGAUUUUCUCCAUCAAAGAUGAGUGUCUUGAUCUCCCUCCAUUGAACUGGGUAGAAUACCUGGAAUGCAAGAGAGUCAGUCCCUCUGUUCUCCAGACGAAAUUUGCAGGUGUCAACAAAAGCCAGAAAGGUAGUUUUAGCGAUUCCUUUCCUUGACAACCAGCAAAUGGGACCCCAAUUGAGAUCAGUUAAUGCGCCCUGGAUUCUUGCAUCAUUAUCAACUUGGAAUGAGGAGUUGAGUGCAGUAUCUGUCCCCCCUUUGACAGUGGUGAUCUCAUUCCCAUCUGAGUUGUAUAUUCUUCUUCAGUUGUUUCCUUGUGUUGAGGUUGAGAUGAUUCUUUUUCAUUAUUUCUGUCAAGUAUGUGUCAAUUCUUUUGUAUUCUAAUAAAGCAUACGAAAAAUCUUUGCGGGUGUUUGAUUCUUAUAAAGCUUUUGCUUGGGUCCGUGUCCCAUGGCGUUCCAAA
Messenger RNA from Theobroma cacao (cacao), 1895 nucleotides. RefSeq names its product magnesium transporter, putative (DUF803). Gene Ontology annotation, cellular component: membrane. Gene Ontology annotation, molecular function: magnesium ion transmembrane transporter activity. The record is from RefSeq and is a predicted model, not a curated record. Gene Ontology annotation, biological process: magnesium ion transport. NCBI's taxonomy places the organism in Eukaryota, Viridiplantae, Streptophyta, Magnoliopsida, Malvales, Malvaceae.